UUCUGCAAAGUAUUAAAAUGCGAGUAUCUGUCAUUCAGGAUCUCCGGGAAGAUGAAAAUGAGGAUGGGGAAGAAGAAGAAAAGGUCUUCCUCAAGCCUGUUAUUGAGGACAGAAAUAUGGAACUGGCCCGAAAAUGCAGUGAAAUAAUAAGUGAUAUACAUUAUAAAGAAGAGUUUAAAAAAUCUAAAGGCAAGUGCAUAUUUGUACCUGACACCCCACAGCUAAAACAUGUGAAAAGUCUCAGUGCCUUUAUUUCUGAGGUGAAGUAUAAAGGAGCUGCUAAGAAAGACCUUUCCAACUCUCUUUAUCAGCAGAUGCCAGCCACAAUUGACAGUGUAUUUGCAAAAGAAUUAACACAACUUCAGAGCAAGGUUCUCUAUAAACAAAAACAUGAUGCUGAGAAAGGAACUUCAGGUUAUGCACAUAUGAAGGAGCCUCCAGAUAUUAUGCAUGCCAUGGAAGUCAAUAAAUACCAGAGUGAUGUAUCCUAUAAGAAGGAUGUGCAAGAUACUCAUAGAUACACUGAAGUGCUGAACAGGCCAGACAUAAAGAUAGCAACUGAGAUAACAAAGAUAAUAAGUGAUGCUGAGUACAAGAAAGGAAGGGGAGAGAUGAAUAAGGAGCCUGCUGUACUUGGAAGACCAGAUUUUGAACAUGCUAAAGGAGUUUCAAAACUGUUAAGCCAAGUGAAAUACAAAGAGCAGUUCAGUAAGGAAAUGAAGAGCCACCAGUACAAUCCUCUUGACAGUGCUUCCUUCAAGCAAGCACAGAUUGCAUCCACCUUGGCAAGUGAUGUGAACUACAAGAAAGAUUUGGAAAGCCUACAUGAUCCAGCCUCUGAUCUACCAAACCUGCUAUAUUUAAACCAUACUUUAAAUAUCAGCAAAAUUCAUAGUGAUGUCAAGUACAAAGAGAAUUAUGAAAAAUCUAAAGGCAGAUCAAUGCUGGAGUUUGUGGAUACACCAAUGUAUCAAGUUUCAAAGGAGGCUCAAAAGAUACAAAGUGAGAAAAUGUAUCGCAAAGAUUUUGAAGAAGGGAUCAAGGGAAGACCGUCAAUGGAUUUAGACAAGACCCCGGAGUUCUUGCAUAUCAAACAAGUCACUAACCUUCUGAAAGAGAAAGAGUAUAGAAAAGAUUUGGAAGAAGGGAUGAAAGGAAAAGGAAUGACAGUGUUUGAAGAUACACCAGAUUUGAUUAGAGUGAAAAACGCAGCUCAGAUACUAAAUGAGAAACAAUACAAGAAAGACCUGGAAACUGAAAUUAAAGGGAAGGGCAUGCAAGUUGGUCCAGACACUCCUGAGAUAAGACGAGCCAAGAAAGCUUCUGAAAUUGCAAGCAUGAAAGAAUACAAGAAAGACUUGGAGAAUGAAAUUAAAGGAAAAGGAAUGGGAGUGGGCACGGAUACUCCUGAUAUACAACGAGCCAAAAAAGCUUCUGAAAUUGUAAGCCAGAAAGAAUAUAAAAAGGAUCUGGAGACUGAAAUUAUAGGAAAAGGGAUGCAAGUUGGCCCAUAUAUUCCUGAAAUACAACGGGUCAAAAGGGCUUCAGAAAUAGCAAGCCAGAAAAUGUACAAAGAUGAAGCAGAGAAGAUGCUCUGUAACUAUUCUGCUGUCCCAGACACUCCAGAGAUGGAGAGGAUAAAAAGUACUCAGAAAAACAUCAGUUCAGUGUUUUAUAAGAAGGAAGUAGGAGCUGGCACAGCUGUAAAAGAGACUCCAGAGAUUGAAAGAGUAAAGAAAAAUCAACAGAAUAUUAGUUCAAUUAAAUACAAGGAAGAAAUUCAGCAUGCAACAACUAUUUCUGAUCCACCCGAACUACGGAGAGUUAAGGAAAACCAGAAGAAUAUUAGCAAUGUUCAGUACAAAGAGCAGCUCUGCAAAGCUACGCCUGUGAGUGUCACCCCUGAGAUUGAAAGAGUCAAGAGGAAUCAAGAGAAUGUCAGCAUGGUUCACUACAGAGAGCAGCCUGGCAAAGCUACUGCUGUGAGUGUCACUCCUGAGAUAGAGAGAGUCAAGAAGAAUCAAGACAAUAUCAGCUCGGUCAAGUACAGCAGUGAUCAGAGGCAGAUGAAAGGUAGACGUAGUGUGCUUCUAGACACACCUGAGCUAAGGCAUGUCAAAGAAACACAAAACAACAUCUCAAUGGUAAAAUACCAUGAAGAUUUUGAGAAGACAAAGGGCAGGGGCUUCACCCCUGUGGUAGAUGAUCCUGUAACAGAGAGGGUGCGGAAAAACACCCAAAUUGUGAGUGAUGCAGCAUAUAAAGGUGUGCAUCCACAUAUCGUAGAAAUGGAUAGAAGACCUGGAAUAAUUGUUGAUCUUAAAGUUUGGCGCACAGAUCCUGGCUCCAUCUUCGACAUUGAUCCUCUGGAGGACAAUAUUCAGUCUAGGAGUCUGCAUAUGCUUUCUGAAAGAGCAAGCCGUUACAGUAAGCAGUAUUUACAUUCUACCAGUUUGGGAGAUUAUAAAUCAGAUGGCUCUGACACGAACCCUACCUUUUCUUACUGCAGUGAGAUAACAAGGCCAUCUGACGAAGGAGCCCCUGUUCUCCCUGGGGCAUAUCAGCAAAGCCAGUCCCAGGGAUAUGGAUACAUGCACCAGACCAGUAUGUCAUCCAUGAGGUCCAUGCAUUCACAGCCUCAUUCAGCAGGUCUGAGAACAUACAGAGCUAUGUAUGACUACAGUGCUCAAGAUGAAGAUGAAGUUUCCUUCAGGGAUGGUGAUUAUAUCAUCAAUGUGCAACCAAUUGAUGAUGGCUGGAUGUAUGGUACUGUUCAGAGAACUGGGAAAACAGGAAUGCUUCCAGCAAAUUAUAUUGAGUUUGUUAACUAAUUUUUGUGUCUAGUCCUUUGAGCUUUAUUAUGAUUUACUCAAAACCUAACCUUUUAGAAAAAGUCAGAAGAAUCUUUUAAGAGUACAUGUUCAUUACUUUAUCACUGCUGUAACAGUCUGCAUUCUCACUCAGAAUCCAAUUUAGAGUCCUUCAAAGUAAAGAUAAAUAAUCAACAAGAAGCUCAGAGCUUUGAAAACAGCAUUGCAUAUAAUAGCACUCCCUCAAAAUGAAAAACUUAUAUGGAAGCCUGGUGCUGCCAAUCCUAUAAAGGUUUUAGUCAAUUAGUUGUAAGGGGGAAAUACCUUUUCCCUACACUUCAAAGACAUUAUUUCUCUUUAUAAUAACAACCAUAAAAUCGAUUCACUUCUUAUGGCACUCUGAAGUCACAGGAGGUUAACACACUGAGUCUGAACACAUCUUCAGAUUAUUAGGGAGGUGUUUAAUGUUUGAGCAGUUAGCAUCCGAAUAAAAAUAAAAAUGCUAAGUAGAUAAUUCAAUCAUUUGAAAUAAUGACAAGUAAUAUGCUACUAAAAAAACCAAACAAAACCCCCUACUGCCCAGCAGCCUUACAGUAAACAGGUCUGUUUUGACAGCAGAAAUUUCCUGACUCUUGCACACUCACAUUUAUUCCUGGAUUACCCAUUUUCUCUUAUUUCCAACAGUGACCUCUUCUAUCAGCUUUGCUUGCAUCCCAGUCCAUCAGUUAGAUCCAUGCCUGGAUUCAUGGUUCUUUAGCAUCUUUUCCACAGAAAAAUCCUUGCAAAGACUAUCUAGAGUAUAAAACCUGUCAACUCUUCUGUUUCCUUCUAAUAAUACUUAGCAUUUAAAUAAACUUCCAUUAGGGCAAUGUACAACAAAUACUUCAUGUUAGUUCCUUUACCUUCACCUGUACUGCUGUAAAUAAAUAUCCUGUGUGAGGCCCCAGUGCUGUGCAGUCACACAAAGCCUGCAGUUACAUCCCUCCUUCUUACCACAGGUAACUCGCUUAAUGGCUGCUUUGCUGAUGAGCUAAUGUACCUACCCCUGCUUCAGAAAUACUUGCACAUCCAUUGAGGAGAGGAGGAGAGCUCUGGUUAUUGUAGUGCAUUUCAGCUCAAUGGUCUAUUGCCUCAGUUUCCUCCAGAAAUCUUGGUGAUCCAACAGUGGGUUGUACGCUUGCCAAAUGAUUAACGAUGGAGAAAUAUUAUGUUUUCUUUUACCGAUUUAAUCUUUCUCAUAACUGACACCGAAGGGAAAACUAACUAAACAGAAGUCCAGCAUACUCCAUGCCAUCAUGCUUCAGUUUAGCCAUCCAUAGAAAACAGUAAAAAUAUUUUGCUGGCAAACCUUCAGAUAUGCUAUUUGGUGUCCGUUAACUUAUGAUCAGAACUGAGAGAUCCAGGUCUUGGUCUGUGAGGCUGAGGAGAGGAUCAAAUAGCUGGUGACAUAAUGGACCUGUAAAAGGGACUGUAUCAGCAGGCUUGGGUCACAGGGAAGGUGCUUUUCCUUUGACUGGAUGCCAGGAGGGUGCCAUGUUCCUUCCCAGGGAGAAACUCUGGGAGGAAGGACAAAAGAGUUAAAGAUUCACAUGGGAACUUACUCAUGUGGAUGCAUACAUGUGCAAGGAAGAAGAUGUUUUUGCUGAUAGUAUAAUUCGUGGUGUUCAGCCAUCUGCUAGAGAAGUUAAUUUUGGAGUAGGUCUCAGAACAUUGAGCUUGCACUGGCUUUCUUCUGUUUCUGAAAUUUUUAAAGUAGAAUUAAAUAUAGAGUUUACAGACAAUUUUGUAUUUCUCGUUUCACAAAGUAAGCAAGCCUGCAAUGUCUAUUUAAAGAAUAAAGAAAGAAUGCAGUAUGGUGGUGUUAUGUCAACUGAAAGUUAUCAAUGCAAAUACCUGCUAGUUCUAUUUUUGCAUACAAUUAGGAAUUGGAAAGCUUAUGCAAUUUUUUUUAGGUGUUGCUAACAUAGGGCUGAUCCCAGCUGCCAAACAGGGUAGAAUGACUGCGUUAAAAAAAAAAAAAAAAUUAAAAAAUGACCAUGACUGUGGAAUUGCCUGUGCUUUCUUGUCAGCUGCCUAAUUUCAAGGCUAAAGCUGACCAGGAGCAUCUAACUUCAAAAAACGUGGUUUAAAACUAGGAAUGCAAUACUGUAAAUGUGCAAUCUGUAUGGGUGCUGUCAUUUAAAAUUCUUGAAAGUUUUGCAUAUAGGGCUGCUGCUGUGACAGACCCUUAUGCAUUACUGGUGACUUCCACAUUAAAUUAGCAAGCUUUGCAAGUCAAAUGGCUUUUCAAAAGGCUGUUGUGGUAAGCUGAGCUAGAAGCUCUGAAGCAAGCAGUCUGCUUCCUUGUUGGUUUUCAUCACCAGCCAUCAACAUCAAGGAGAGGAAUCCCAUCUUACGAUGGCUGGCAAAUUUUUCUGAUGAUGCCUGAGGCAGAAUUGGCUAUCCCUUGCUGCUGUGCUGCUCUAUUAGCUGUGUAAUGCUGACAACUGUAAAAACAAAUUGUCAGUUUGUUAACCAGAUAUGAAUAAAAAGAAAUAUAGGGAAUAGAUAUAUUGCAUCAAGUUGCAAUUUUUACUGACUUAUAAAAAAGAAAGUCUCCACCUAUAAAUACACUAGCAUUCUUCCUAAGUGAGGAGACAGCUUACAGUGAACACUGUAGGUAUAGUGAAGAGUAAAUCAGAAAAUGAGCAUUUGAUGACAUUAGAGAACUAUGUUAUGCUAAACAAUGGAAAUAAAAUUUCCUUUAUGAAUUUUGAAUAUUCAUUAGCCUGGCAAAGCAGCUAAAGCAAUUUGCAAAAUAAAAAAGGUCAAGAAAACAAAACAGUAUGUGAAUUGUAUUUCUCUUGAGAAUGGUAUGUCAGCAGAAUUAUUAAGAUCUGUUUUAAGUUACUUAUUCAUGUAGUCAGGUUUUUAUGUUGUAUAUGCUUAGUAAUUUGUGUUCAUGUGGAAUGGUUCCUGCUUUUUGAUAUAGAACAAACUUUAGUGUCAUUAUGCAGCUUUGUUCUAAGCAAUGCUAUCAAAGGCCCAAAAUUAUCAGAGUGCAAUUAUAAAAAUGUUUUUUAAGAUCUAAAAUUUGUAAGGUAGAGAAAGUAAGUUGGCAAUUAAAUUGUGCCAGCACAGGUUUUACAAGGCGUAUGUUGGAGCCUGUUACAUGCAGUGGGAUAUAGGGGUGAACAGAUGUUAUAUGCUGUCUUGUCACCUUUAAAGUUAUGUAUUCCUUUUUAACACAGCAUGUUCCCCUCACUGUACUUUCUUCCUGUAGACAACAUUUUUGUGGGGAAAGGAAAAGACUUUUAAGGAGCCAAAUUUCCCAAGAUGUUCCAAAGUUCAGGUUGGAAGUUCACACGUUCCCAUUUUAAGCAUUUUAGAAAUAAAGAAGAUACAAUAUGCUGUAAUUCUUGCUAACAUGAGUAUAAACAUGGAAAACAACACAGAGCAUAUUCAUACAUAUAUACAAGAACAAAUGGGUGCCUUGCUUUUCAUUACUCUUUCUUGCCUGGCUAAUCUUCAUUUUCUGAACAAAGCUACUUACAGAUACUGCAGCUGUAAUUUUUCAUGAUGGAACAUUAGCAUUUAAUCUUGAUGAAACAGGGUUUCCUUGAUUACAUUUGACAUACCAUAAACCACUUCAGCAGAUUGGGAUUUGACAGAGAAUCACCUCCCAUGGAUUAUAUUUUUGACAAAUAUGUCCCUACCAAGUGUUCCUCGGGGAUAUGGAAGGUCUCCAAUACUUGGGAAAGGUAAUAAUUCUAGUUUUAACUGUACAGUGACUGCAUGUCAUCUUGUACAAUGAAAAAGAAAUGACAAAUACAGAAGUCUUUGGCAGAAAGUGGUACAGGGUAUAAAAUGUUAGAUUUUAGUUAUGUUGAUUAAUACUCCAUUUAAAAUACAGAAUACGCUUUAGUUAGUAAAUGUUUAAAUAAUAUACUGAAACAGACAAAAGAUGCUGUUGAAAGAAGAUCUCCAAACUGAUGUGCUGGCAAAUGCAAAGUACUGGUGAGCUGUAGAAGAUUAAACCAUUUUGCAAUGCUUUAGUGAUUUUCUCCAGCUUUAUGCCAUAGGAACCCCAUCUCUCCUUUUGAAAGAAAACCUGAAAGCUAUAUUUCCUAAACUGCCUGCACUACAACAGUAUAUUCGAAGGAAUUUCAUAUGCUUCUUGUGUCUGAUAAAUAGAAUUUGCAUAUUGUACUUAAGUUGUAAUCCAGUUGUUGUUGACAUUUGUUUAAUUAUUAUUAUUUUAGGGGGGGAAAUAAGCUAUACUGUAGCAUUUCAAUCGUGUAUUUAAUAUUACUAUUAGAAAUUGCUAGACCAUUGGAAGACAGCAAUGACUGUAUUGACAUUGAUUAGCAUGAUUUGGAAACUCUCUCAGCUGUUGGUUUUUGCAGUGUGACAUAAAAAGCAAAAAUGAACCGCUGUGCAGUUUGGCUUAUGUUUGCUUUAAAGUGUGUAAAGUUUUAGUUAUUUUGCAAAACUGUACUGUAUUUGGGAGUAUACAGUUAUGAAGGUAACAAUUGUUUUUCAAAGGACAGAUAUACUUACUCUUGGAUCAUAUGAUGUAUCAUCUUAAUUUGGCUUUUGUUAUGCAGAAAGUUAACACCAGCUAUUAAAAUAUAUUUUAGUAGAAAUGCUUUAAUUCCUGUUUCUUCCUCUACACUGUGAAUAUUUAAGCCUUGGUGGACUAGAGCAACAUCAUGCUGCCCAAAGUACUAACCUAUGCAAACUAGUUCACAUUUUAGUUGAUGUCACAGUGGAUGUAACAUAACAAUUUAUUUUGCAUAACAUUAAACGUCAUUCAAAUAAAAUAUUAAACCCA
This is a messenger RNA of Harpia harpyja (harpy eagle), 7623 nucleotides long. It is a transcript of the gene NEBL, whose product is annotated as nebulette. Gene Ontology annotation, cellular component: focal adhesion; Z disc. NCBI's taxonomy places the organism in Eukaryota, Metazoa, Chordata, Aves, Accipitriformes, Accipitridae. Gene Ontology annotation, biological process: cardiac muscle thin filament assembly. Gene Ontology annotation, molecular function: actin filament binding. The record is from RefSeq and is a predicted model, not a curated record. The transcript has 26 exons. The coding region runs from base 18 to 2831 and encodes 937 amino acids.